GAGAGACGCCUCCUGGCGGGAACUGGCGGCUGUGGACCUCGGCAAGUGCAGAGGGGAAGAGAGGAGCUGGGCGGGGAGCGAGGAGGUGGGUUGGCGGCUGGCGGGACUGUCUCUUUAAGGUGCCGGAGACUCGCGGUCGCUGCGCGGAGGGGACGGCGGGAGGCGCGGCCUGGCCUCGCACUCACAGUCGCCGCUGCGCUCCCCGGGCUCGGUGGACCCCGCGGAGAUCUAGGGGCAGGCGACCUCGCCGGGCCGCGGCGCAUGCUUCCUGAGAGUUACUGAUCAUCUUCUUUGAAGAAACAUGAAGUCACCCUAUGUGGCUGUGCUUACUCUAGCCAUCCUGAUGUUCCUAACAUGGCUUCCGGCAUCAUUGAGCUGUAACAAAGCACUCUGUGCUAGUGAUGUGAGCAAAUGCCUCAUUCAGGAGCUCUGCCAGUGCCGGCCAGGUGAAGGCAAUUGCUCCUGCUGUAAGGAGUGCAUGCUGUGUCUUGGGGCCCUUUGGGACGAGUGCUGCGACUGUGUUGGUAUGUGUAAUCCUCGAAAUUAUAGUGACACACCUCCAACUUCAAAGAGCACAGUGGAGGAGCUGCAUGAACCGAUCCCUUCUCUCUUCCGGGCACUCACAGAAGGAGAUACUCAGUUGAAUUGGAACAUUGUUUCUUUCCCUGUUGCAGAAGAACUUUCACAUCAUGAGAAUUUGGUUUCAUUUUUAGAAACUGUGAACCAGCCACACCAACAGAAUGUGUCUGUUCCCAGCAAUAAUGUUCACGCGCCUUAUUCCAGUGACAAAGAACACAUGUGUACUGUGGUUUAUUUUGAUGACUGCAUGUCCAUACAUCAGUGUAAAAUAUCCUGCGAGUCCAUGGGAGCAUCCAAAUAUCGCUGGUUUCAUAAUGCCUGCUGUGAGUGCAUUGGUCCAGAAUGUAUUGACUAUGGUAGUAAAACUGUCAAAUGUAUGAACUGCAUGUUUUAAAGAACAAAGAGAAAUGCAAACCAAAGCAACUUAGUAAAAUAAAAGGUAUAAAGUUAUUCAGUAAGUCUGUUGUUUGCAUUAGAAUACCAGUAAGUUAAGAUAUAAAAACUUUGAAAUAAGUUUAUUUUGAAAUAUGACAUAGCCAGUGAUGUGUUUAAUUAUAUUACUGUUCUUACUGAUUUUAUUGCCCCUAGCAAGAAGCCCUUUCCUUUGAAUACAUGUACAACUUUGGUCACAUGAGAAGCAGGUGCACAGAGAAUUCCUUGAAAGAUCUAGGGUUCUUAACAUGAAGCCUGAUGUGGUUUUCUUGUAGCAUUCCAAAGGUUUUUGCUUUGAAAGUGUUCGCAGAAGUAUGUUGAUGUGAGUUAUGAUUUCUUCAUGUGCUACUCUUAGGAUACUGAAUUUUUAUAGUUGCACUUCAUUCCUCACUGUUCCUUGUAUUAUCGGUUUUUAUAUAAAUAGAGUAGAUAUUCGAUAUACCACUCUGAUAACUCACAUAAAAAACUCAAUUUCAGCCCUUUUAUGUUGAUUUUAAAAGGUAAAUGCUUGCCAUAUUUUAUAAUUACAAACUCUUACAUAGUAGAAUCCUUUCGAUAAUAGAUGCAAUGACAAAGCUUUAAGGAAAGUUUCCCAUUCUCUUCCAUUUCCCCUGCCCAAAGUGCUAACAUAGGCAGUGAUGAAGAAUUUUUACCAAGAUUUUUAGGGUACACCUAUGAAAUUGCAUUAAAUGCACUACUAAGGUAAAUAAUUAGCAAGCAAAAGCAUUUCUGUGACUUAAGGUACCAGCUUAAAGAGCACUAGGUUAGGGAACAAAUGCCAAAUCAGACUCCACUUAGAGCACCGGGAAAUAGCUUGUAUCCUGGUAGGGAAAUGGUAUAGCUGAAUCGGGAGGCUGAGCCGGAAGCAAGAUUAAGCUUGUGCAGCCUUAGCCAAGACAGAGCAGGGUUUUCCAGCAGAUGAGUGGUGGGACAGGAACUGAAGAGAAUUUAGUGGUAUGAACAGGACAGGUUGAAAAUGCUGGGAAUUAUAAUAGGAAACAAACUUAAAACUAUCUACAUUCAUAUUUUGUAAUCUUUCAUUUGUUUAGUUUAUAUCUGGAUGUAAUGUUCUCUUUAAACAAGUAUAAUCACAUUGUGGGAGGUAAGAUUAUGAAAUUUUGAAAUCUCUGUUCAAGAUGAUGUUCACUCCAAAUACACUACAGAAUAUUUAGUCAACAUUUUAUAUAAUGUUUCAAUAAAUGCUUUGAUAAAGAAACUAGGUACCCUUCAUAGUAAUAAAAUCUCAGUCUUUAAGCAUAAAUCUAAAACAUAAAUAUUUAUAUUACAGACUUCAUUUUACAAAAUUACUAAUUUCUCUAGUGCAUAUUUAAACUACAAGCAACUUUUUAGGAAUAUCUCUUUAUACAUCUACAUAUUUUAGUAUAUAAAAAUAGAUAAUGCUCUUGGUUACAUUUUAUAUUGCUCAUGAUCUGAAUAGCAAUCAGUUAAAAGAUCAUUGUAAUAUUAUGAUCAACUAUUAUAAAUUAAAGUCUUAAUACCUUUUCUGCUCUUUCAGAUAACUAAUGAAUAUUCAAGAUACUUUAGCCUUCUAAAAAGUUGAGGUUUAGCUAAUGGAUAUAUUUUUCGGUAGGAAAACAUUAGGGUCUCCUUUUCUUCCUUUUGCCUAGAAUGCUUUGUUUAAAAGUGCCUUGAAAACAUUUAGCUCCCCUUCGUCACAAGCACCUGUAGAGCUGAAGGUGUCCUUGAACUUUAUAGACAGAAAGCUGAAAGAAAUCUGCAGCCUCCUGCUGCAAUUCAACUCUGCUGUUUUUCAGUCAUUUCCUACCUGUGAGUAAAGUAGUGUUUUUAUGUGUGUUGGCAACAUGCCUAAUGUUUUCACAAUGAUGACAACAAAUAUUUAAAAACUGCAUUUAUCAUUUUUUAAGGUCCUCAUUAUUAAAUUUUAAAAUGUAAUAUCUGUUUCCUACCUCCUACGUUCAGAGGAUAAUUUCAUAAACCACAUUAAUUGAUUUUUCUUACCUCGAUUUCUCUCAUUAGAAACUUGUCUCUGAAUGUAAUGAUAUUUUGCAUUCAAAUUUGGCUUGAUUUUUCUGAUUUAUGAGGAGUUGAAAGAAAGAAUUCGCUUAAAAUAUUCCAUGUCCAGUUUAAUAAUGUAUUUCAGUUAUAAAUAACAAUAUUUUUCCAAAUCGAAAGUAAACAUUGAAGAAGUUGAUAGCCUGACUAAAAGUUAGAUUCUCUAUUACAAUUCUAAGCACAUUCACUUCUAUAUUGAAGUUUUGGUAAAAAUUCUUUUUUUCUUUUUUAAUAAAAAAUUAGAUUAUUACUGGCUGGGCACAGUGGCUCACGCCUGUAAUCCCAGCACUUUGGGAGGCUGAGACGGGCAGAUCACCUGAUGUCAGAAGUUCAAGAUGAGCCUGGCCAACAUGGAGAAACCCCAUCUCUACUUAAAAUAAAAAAUUAGCCGGGCAUGGUGGCACAUGCCUGUAAUCCCAGCUAUUUGGGAGGCCGAGGCAAGAAAAUUGCUUAAACACAGGAGGUGGAGGUUGCAGUGAGCUGAGAUCAUGCCAUUGCACUCUAGCCUGGGCAACAAGAGCAAAACUCCAUCUCAAAAAUAAAUAAAUAAAUAAAUAAAAAUUAGGUUAUUACUUUUUUUAUAACCAUAUUUUAAAAGCACUAGAUUUUAGAUCAGUGGGUAUCAUAAAAGCCAUAAAUGAAAGAUCCUUUCUUAUUGUAAGACAUGUGCUUGUUAGCAGGUUUUCUGUUAGUUUUUCCCCUCAUAACAUUUCAUUAUUUCUAAAACUAUUUACAAUAAUGGCACCAAAUCAAAUGAUAAUUUAAAUAAAAUCUAUUCUCUGUUUACCUAGGGUGGUAUAAAAGAGAGAUCUUCAUCUAGAUAUGUGAUUUCUAAAAUUUCAGAAAGGAAAAUUGGCAAGAUACUAGAAUAUUUGAACAAUUAUUUAUAAUCAGGGUUGCAUAAAAAUGGAGAAAAUAAACUAAAAGUUUUCUGAAAAAAAGUGGUAAAUAUAAGCCACAUUUCUAAAGUUUAUUUUUAUGAAAGCUUCUUUUAAGAUUUUUUGAAAUCUAUUCUGCAUUCCCAAGAGUUUAUGUUUAUUAUAUUUUAUAUGAUUUACAACAUAUAAAAUUGUGUAUUUUUCUUUGAUUGUCCCUAUAAACAAAAAGUAUUUUAAUAAAAAAUUGAAAUGAG
Messenger RNA from Callithrix jacchus (white-tufted-ear marmoset), 4177 nucleotides. RefSeq names its product twisted gastrulation BMP signaling modulator 1 (gene TWSG1). NCBI's taxonomy places the organism in Eukaryota, Metazoa, Chordata, Mammalia, Primates, Cebidae. The record is from RefSeq and is a predicted model, not a curated record. Gene Ontology annotation, biological process: regulation of BMP signaling pathway.